Microthlaspi erraticum is the source of this 1389-nucleotide messenger RNA. NCBI's taxonomy places the organism in Eukaryota, Viridiplantae, Streptophyta, Magnoliopsida, Brassicales, Brassicaceae. The record is from the annotation of a GenBank genome assembly.
AUGACACUACACGUCCUUGAGGUUGCCCGAGUCACCCCCGCCACCGACUCGGACUCGGACUCAGUCAGAUCGCUCGCAAUCCCAUUGACGUUCUUCGAUCUACCAUGGCUCGUGUUCCACCCAGUCAAGCGACUCUUCUUCUACAGACUCACCGAGUCGACUCAUGAACAUUUCCACUCCUUCAUCCUCCCUAAACUCAAACUCUCUCUUUCCCUCGCCCUCCGCAACUACCUCCCUCUCUGCGGCCGCAUCACCUGGGACCCAAACGAGCCCAAACCAAGCAUCGUGGUCUCUCAAAACGACGGCGUUUCAGUGACCAUCGCCGAGACAGCCGCUGAUUUCUCUCAUCUCUCCGGCUAUGGACAGCGUCCAGUCUCCGAGUUACACACCUUACUCCCCGAGUUACCGGUUUCCGAUGACUCAGCGUCCGCUUUCUCUCUGCAAAUCACACUGUUCCCAAACCAAGGAUUCUCCAUCGGCGUCGCAGCACACCACGCCGUUUUGGAUGGAAAAACGUCAAGCAUGUUCAUCAAAGCUUGGGCUCACUCCUGCAAACAACACCUCGAGAACGAGAACAGAGCCGUCUCUCUCCCGGAUAAUCUAACACCGUCUCUUGAUCGGUCUUUGCUCACAGAUCUAACCGGAAUCGACGAGAAGAUGAUCGAGAUCGUGAGAUCUCUUAAACAGAGCAACAACACCAACGAGAGAAGCCUGAGUCCGCUUCCCGCGAGAGAACUCGGAGACGACGUCGUUCUCGCGACGCUCGUUCUUUCCCGCGAUGACAUCGACAGGCUCCGGAAGAGAGUCAAAUCACAAAUUCCAGAUCGGCCGCUUCACUUGUCGACUUUCGUCAUCGCCUACGCAUACGCGUGGACGUGCUAUGUGAAGGCGCGUGGAGGAGACGGGGAUCGAUCCGUGGGUUUCCUUUUUUCUGGAGAUUUCAGAGAGCGGUUGGAUCCGCCGCUUCCGUCGACAUACUUCGGAAACUGCGUGUUUCCGGCGGGAAGCUACGAUCAGAAGGCGGCGGAUUUCGCGGAGGAGAAAGGAUUCGUAAAUGCGGUUGAGAUCUUAAGCAAUCUGGUGAAAGGCCUGAGUUCGCGAAGGAUAGAGACGAUCGCGAAAGCAUUCAGGGAUGGAUUCGAUUCACUGGGAGAGAGCUCACAAUUAGGGACGAUAGCCGGGUCGAACCGGUUGGGAGUGUAUGAAUCGGAUUUCGGUUGGGGAAGACCGGUUAAGGUUGAUGUUGUCUCUAUUGAUCAAGGAGAGGCAAUGUCGAUGGCGGAGAGACGUGACGAAUCAGGUGGUGUUGAGAUGGGAAUGUGCCUGAAGAAAGCAGAAAUGGAUUUGGUCGUUUCUUUUUUCAACAAUGGUUUACAUUUACAAAGCUAA